This is a messenger RNA of Vittaforma corneae ATCC 50505, 591 nucleotides long. Its product is annotated as small GTP-binding protein domain protein. The record is from RefSeq and is a predicted model, not a curated record. Bases 1 to 591 code for a protein of 196 amino acids. The transcript has a single exon. Lineage: Eukaryota; Fungi; Microsporidia; Nosematidae. Gene Ontology annotation, molecular function: GTPase activity; GTP binding.
AUGAAAAAAGCAUAUAAAAUUGUAUUCCUCGGCAACACGGCAGUUGGGAAAACCACACUCAUUACACAGUACUUGUACUCGAAAGUGCAUGCACCAACUCCCACAAUAGGAAUUGACUUCCUCACAACGACCCAUGAAAUAAAUGGCAAAGCUGUCCGUCUACAGCUAUGGGAUACUGCAGGGCAGGAGAGGUUCCAUUCGAUAAUAGGAAACUACACCAGGAAUACGUUUCUUGCAAUAAUAGUAUUUUCUGUUGAUGAUUCUAAGAGUGUUGACAAAGUUGAGUCAUGGAUUAACGAUUUUGUUUUGACACACAAUCUCCGAGAGGAAACAAACCUGAUGGUGGUUGCCAACAAAAUAGAUUUGAUAGAUAAAACAAAUGAGAAUAUGGAAAGAGGCAUACGGGUUGCGGCUAAAGUGGGUGCCAAGUUUGUUACAGCCUCAGGCUUGAGCCGUGAAGGAAUAGAAAGAAUGAUCAAUGGGAUAGAUGAAUUUAUUCUAGAAGAUAUUGACAAGACAAAUGAAAACGAUGAUGAACAGCAGAAUCAGAUAACGAUUAGGGCCAAAAUAAACAAAAGAUGCUGCCCAUAA